AUGACUGCAUUCAGCAAAUACUAUGAAGCCGAGUGGGGAUCCGAACGAUGGCCGAUUCUACUAGAGGCACUCAAACGACCGGUUCGACAUUGCAUCAUGAUUAACAAAUAUGCUCAGAUUGACCAAGUAAAGGCAAAGCUAAAAGAUACCUUGCACGACUUGAUCAUGCUUGACUUUUUGAGUAUCCCCUGUUAUGCAUCCAAAACAUGCUCUCGAUUCCCGCCACCUUCAAAAGAUAGCCAUGAAAUCACCGAUUAUUAUAUCCUCGACGCUGGUUCCGUUCUGGCAACCGAGGCUCUAGACAUUCAGCCAGAGGAUCACGUUCUGGAUCUAUGUGCGGCGCCAGGCGGCAAGACAUUGUCCAUCUUGCAGCGUUUGGAUAAGCAGUACGGACGGUUGACAUCGAACGAGAUCGCGUCUGAUCGUAGACGACGGUUGCGCCAAGUCAUUGAGUCUUAUUUACCGCCUGAUGUGCUCGCAGAUGUCAGUACUGUUGUCGGCAGGGACGGGACACGAUACUAUGGUGAGCCAGAGCAGUAUGAUAAGGUCUUGUUAGACGCACCUUGUUCGUCUGAACGUCAUCUGCUGCAUGACGAAAAGGAGUUUGAACUCUGGACACCCAAACGCACUCAAAUGAACGCCAAACGGCAGUUUUCUUUGCUCAAGGCUGCAGUGCAUGCCGCUCGCGUCGAUGGAUUGAUCUUGUACGGUACUUGUUCUAUUAGCUCACUAGAAAACGAUAAAGUCAUUGAAAAAAUGAUCAAAAAGGGCAAGAUUCCUGUGGAACCUGUCAAGAUGAAAUGGGCUAUUGGUGAAAGAACAAAAUACGGAUGGAUCAUCUUGCCUGACAAGACCGAUGGUUGGGGUCCCUUAUAUUUUGCUCUUUUAAAACGAACAGGUGUCUCAAAGGAGGAUGGCGAAGAUAGUGAGAGUAGCGAUGACAAUGAAUAA
Messenger RNA from Rhizopus microsporus ATCC 52813, 951 nucleotides. Its product is annotated as S-adenosyl-L-methionine-dependent methyltransferase. Lineage: Eukaryota; Fungi; Mucoromycota; Mucoromycetes; Mucorales; Rhizopodaceae. Bases 1 to 951 code for a protein of 316 amino acids. The transcript has a single exon. Gene Ontology annotation, molecular function: methyltransferase activity. The record is from RefSeq and is a predicted model, not a curated record. Gene Ontology annotation, biological process: rRNA methylation. Gene Ontology annotation, cellular component: mitochondrial large ribosomal subunit.